Lactuca virosa is the source of this 1201-nucleotide messenger RNA. The record is from the annotation of a GenBank genome assembly. NCBI's taxonomy places the organism in Eukaryota, Viridiplantae, Streptophyta, Magnoliopsida, Asterales, Asteraceae.
CACCAACCUCAUCACAUUAAAAAUCUCCCCACUUUCUUCUCCCCUUCCGCACCUAUACUUUAUCUCUCCGUAAAACAAUCUCUCUCUCUCUCACACAGCCGGCGGAGCAAAAUCCGGCAAGAUUUUCCCCGGAAAAUCUUCUUGAUCUUUCUUGAUAUUCUGUGGAUUUAUAGAGAUAUCUUUUGUUUUUCACCGAAUCGAUUCAAAAUAAAAGUUUUUUUGAAUUUUAAAAUAAAAUCGCCAUUGAUGCUUGAAAAAUUACGCCGGGGACUUCAUAAAGAGAAGCAAAUUGAUAUUCUAUAACGGUCGGAUGGAUUUCUUGAAAACAAUUGAAUGCGCCGGUGGUGGCGGUGGCGAUGGCGGUGGUGGUGGUGGCGGAGGCGGGGUUACCCAUUCUUUGAAAGAGGAGACGCUCGGUGAAGAAAACGUAGAGCUGAGUUUAGGUUUAUCGUUGAACGGCCGAUUUGGGGUGGAACGACGGAGAGUGGUGGCCAAUGGUUAUUACGACAACAAUAACAGAUUAAUCCGUGCUUCCUCCGUAGCAGAUUUCUCGAGUUUUCCGUCGGCAAUGGAAGAUCCGACCGCAUUGACGGUGUAUCCGCCGUUAACAAGGACGUGUUCGCUGCCGAUCGAGACGGGGGAUGAGUGGAAGAAGAGGCAGGAACUGCAGUCGUUACGGCGGUCGGAGGCGAAGAGGAAGCGUGGUGAAAAGCUUAAGAAUGGGAAAGUUGUGAAAGGGUUGUUGACGUCGGAGGAGAAUUACGAUGCAAAAAGAAGAAAUGUAAUGAAGGGAAACGAUCAGUCAUGGCAACCACCACCGCCGUCACUGUUACCUCCGCUGCCACGGCCGUCGCCGUUUCCGUCGCAGGUGUCCAUCGGCUCUCCUGCUAGCGGCGGAUCUUCUGGUGUUUCUGAGUUGGAAAGUCAACCUUUUUCAGGAAUAAAUAAAGAUGACAAGUCCACGGAUGAAACCCUAAAGAUGAUGUUUGCGGAUAUGCCUUGCGUUUCCACAAAAGGAGAGGGUGUUAAUGGCAAGAAGAUCGAAGGGUUUUUGUAUAGAUAUAGAAAAGGAGAACAAGUAAGAAUCGUUUGUGUUUGUCAUGGUAACUUUCUAACUCCAGCAGAGUUUGUGAAACAUGGUGGUGGUGGUGACGUGGAACAUCCUCUCAGACACAUUGUCGUUAACCCACCUUCUUUAUAA